GCCAUAUGGAUGGACACGAGCCUCGAGGGCGUGCUGAAGAUAGGCCCCCUGCGCCGCGGCGAGUCCCAGCUCCUCGGCGAGGCUUCCGCGCAGCAGUCGAAGGGCAAGUUCACCAGGUCGCCCUCCAUGAAGAUAGCCGUCUUCAACCAGGACAAGGUUGGCGCCCUCCAGAAGGUCUUUGUCUUCCGGUCGCUGCAUCCGGCGCAGCUGGCCCAGCUGGCGCAGAAGCUCGUG
Molecule: messenger RNA, 234 nt
Organism: Prorocentrum cordatum
Lineage: Eukaryota; Dinophyceae; Prorocentrales; Prorocentraceae
Source: the annotation of a GenBank genome assembly